CUUAUGUGACUUAAAAAAUUGAAAGGCUUUUAUAAUUAUGAAAAAUCAAUCGUUCUCAUGAAAUUCGGCGAAUUUCUCUUCUUUUACGCGAUUUGUUAAACUAUCCUGCUAUGACUUUUACUAUCAGCUGCAGUCAGUAAACAGUAAACGCGGUCAUUUGUUCAACAUGGUGCAAAAUUCCACAAAAUUCGAGGUGCUCAUGACGUACUAAGACUUCAAGCAACUCGGGAAAGCACAGUUACUGAUACAAGAGAACUUGCUCGUGUUUUAUCGUCUUCCUGUAAUUAUUGCAACUUUCCCGGCAAGAGUGUUCCCAAAUAGUUUACUGAGCUUGUAAAACUUCUUUUUUUCUCACGACUGCUCCAUCAGUCUUUUGUGUGUCGCGGUCAUGAACGACACGGGGUUUAACGGGAUCACAAUGGAUGCUCGACUUUUACAAGGGAUAAGUUACAGCAACCGGGAGGUGGUUGCCACAGAUGUCGCGAGCCUCCUAACCCUCGUGCUAAGUGGGCCCUUGCUCGCCUCCGUCGUCAUCUGGUACAUUGCCGCCACCUUCUUCUGGGGCGUGCAUGUACCUAAGAGUAUAGGCAUCGAUGUUGGGCAGUACACCAAGGAGCACUACCCCUACCUCUAUCAGAGAGUAAACCGGGCCUUACUCAAGUGGGCGCAUCUUCCACCUCGCAGCCGUCCUAAAGACUUGGUGUGGGAUACGUGGUUUACGAAUGUGGACGGCGUUACAGUUCCUUACCAAGUGUUCAAACGACGUAUCCUUGAAUUGUGACCAUCAACCCCAUUUCAAGUUUGUCUACAAAAUAUCAAACAAUCUAUAUAAAUAAAAC
This is a messenger RNA of Hyalella azteca, 839 nucleotides long. RefSeq lists its product as uncharacterized. The record is from RefSeq and is a predicted model, not a curated record. NCBI's taxonomy places the organism in Eukaryota, Metazoa, Arthropoda, Malacostraca, Amphipoda, Hyalellidae. Bases 389 to 781 code for a protein of 130 amino acids. The transcript is spliced from 4 exons.